CUGCAGUUUUCUGCAAGCAAAGUGAUUCAGGUAAUAAGGAUGCUCUGAGCUGUGCUGCCAGGAGGAGAAGUGAGACACGUACAGCCACCUAAAACAAAGCGGGUGACUCUUUUGCAAGGAAUCAUAGUGAAUUGAAGUAAGAGCUGCAUUGUCUCAAGGGACAGGAAAAUAAGGAUAAAUGAGACAUUCUGUCAAUAUGGUGAUCAAAAACCAUUGAAUCCAGGAGGCUGGUUUGUGUACUUGUGUAAAGGUCUGUAGUAGCAGUGCCAGAGCGAGACUUUCUAGUGUCUGGGGAAACGGUUUGCAGGAAUCACAAAUGACAUUUUCUGUUGUGCAUCAAUUUUAGAUCGUGGCAGAAGGUGUUAAAGAGACAAAACAGAUAAAUGGGUGCACAUGAAGAAUCACACAGAUCAGGGGCAGGAUGUUACUGAAGAGAUUAAAAUGAUGCUUUGUGCUGGCGUACAUUGUUGGUUUGCAUUGGCACAAUUGUCUCGGGACACAGGAGGCUACCUGCUUCUCCACGGAAGGGUUCAUCUGUCUAGACAACAAGUGAAAAAUAUCCUCUGAACCAAGGCGAUUUGAGGACACGUCUUUUUCUUAUUUUUUACAUUUUUCUCCUUCACCCUUUGACUGAAAGGUGUGAAGGCAUGGACAGUGGUUUAGAGGACGCUGCAAAACAGACUCUAGUUCUGUGAAGCUGCAGUCCGAUUUCACUUUCUUGCCCUCUUGAUGCAUUGCUGUGGACUGGGACACCGGCGGAGAGUACAGGUUUCCUAUGGUUCGGCGGACUCCUACACAAGCCGUCCAUCUGACUCGGAUGUUUCAUUGGAGGAAGACAGGGAGGCUGUACGGAGAGAGGCAGAGCGACAAGCCCAGGCACAGCUUGAGAAAGCAAAGACUAAACCUGUUGCAUUUGCUGUCCGCACAAAUGUCAACUACAGUGCUGCUCAUGAUGAUGAAGUCCCUGUCCCUGGCAUGGCUAUUUCCUUUGAAGCAAAGGAUUUCCUUCAUGUCAAAGAGAAAUUUAAUAAUGACUGGUGGAUAGGCCGGUUGGUAAAAGAAGGCUGUGAAAUAGGUUUCAUUCCUAGCCCGGUCAAGCUGGAGAAUAUGCGAAUACAGCAUGAACAGCGGGUGAAGCAGGGAAAAUUCUACUCCAGCAAAUCAGGAGGAAACUCGUCCUCAAGUUUAGGUGAAGUGGUACCAAGUUCAAGGAAAUCUACUCCUCCUUCCUCUGCUAUUGAUAUAGAUGCCACUGGUUUAGAUCCAGAAGAAAAUGAGAUUCCUGCCAACCAUCGCUCCCCUAAAGCCAGCCCAAACAGUGUCAUGUCUCCCCUAUCAAAAGAGAAAAGAAUGCCUUUCUUUAAGAAGACAGAACAUAUUUCUCCAUAUGAUGUAGUGCCUUCAAUGAGACCUGUGGUUUUGGUGGGGCCUUCGUUGAAGGGAUAUGAGGUGACGGAUAUGAUGCAGAAAGCACUUUUUGACUUUUUAAAACACAGAUUUGAAGGGAGAAUAUCAAUCACACGGGUCACAGCUGACAUCUCACUUGCCAAACGCUCAGUAUUAAACAACCCCAGCAAACAUGCAAUCAUAGAGCGCUCCAACACAAGGUCCAGUUUAGAUGUUGUGGCUGAAGUGCAAAGUGAAAUUGAAAGAAUAUUUGAACUUGCAAGGACCCUGCAGUUGGUGGUUUUGGAUGCUGACACCAUCAAUCAUCCAGCUCAGCUUGGGAAGACCUCCCUGGCUCCUAUCAUUGUUUAUGUAAAGAUUUCAUCUCCUAAGGUUUUACAGAGAUUAAUUAAGUCUAGAGGGAAAUCCCAGGCUAAACACUUGAACGUCCAGAUGGUGGCAGCUGACAAACUGGCACAAUGCCCUCCGGAAAUGUUUGAUGUCAUUCUGGACGAGAAUCAGUUGGAGGACGCUUGUGAGCACAUGGCAGACUACUUGGAGGCUUACUGGAAGGCAACUCACCCAGCCAGCUGCAAUCCCCCCAAUCCACUCCUGGCUCGCACCCUGGCUGCAGCUGUCCUGCCAGCGAGCCCAGCGUCUGCUUCCAAUCUGCAGAGCUCUGGGGGUGAACAGAAGACCGAGAAAUCAGCGCCAGAGCAGUCGGGGUCACAGGAAGAGGAACAGGAGGAGCCACGAACCGAGCCGUCGAAGAAAUCGCAGCACCGCUCUUCCUCCUCCAAAACAGAGCACCACAAUCAUCAUCACCACCACCACCACAAGGGAGGGACUGGGAACAAAGCACUUCCCCGCCAGGAGACCUUUGACUCGGAGACACAGGAGAGCAGGGACUCAGCCUACAUCGAGCCCAAGGAGGAGCUCACAGAGGAGCAAGGCGACUCCUAUGAGUCACACAACCACAGGGAUGAGCCGCACGUGGGAGGAGACCACAAGCACCGUGAGUCGCGCCAUCGGCCCAAGGAUCGUGACAGGGAGCAGGACCACAAUGAACGCAACAAACAGCGCAGCCACCACAAAUCCCGGGAACACUACUAUGAGCGGGAUGGUGAGGUGGUUUCCAAAAAACGCAACGAAGCAAGUGAAUGGAACAGGGAUGUGUACAUUCACCAGUGACUUCUUCCAUUUGGGUCCACAAUAUUCCAACACCCCCUCUUUGGAUUUUAAACUAGUCACUUCUUUUCUGUGUUUGUCUGUCAAGACAGUCCUUUCUUUGAGUUCCUCUGUUUGGUGUCACACACGUACCUCGGGGGAUUGAUCUUUUUUGGUCUCCAUUCAAAACCUUGUUUAUGUAUACUUCCAUGAGCUACUUUGUACAGCUGAUGCUCCAUCAGCAAAGAAAAUUGUUAUAGGCAAAAAAUGUAUAUAAAUAUAUACAUAAAUAUGUAUAUUCAUAAGUAUACAUAUUUCACUCUUAGCAGUCUAUUUUAAGGAGCACGGUACAAUUGCAAUGGUCCUGUGUUGUACUUUGCUUUUUGAUACAUCUAUAGUGGCUGCCACUUGAACAAUAGACUACUGUUUUAAUUUCUGUCCGAAACAUGGACAUGGCUGGGAUUGGCAUCCUUAUUAUUACUUUUAUUAGUUUCCUUUUUUAGGCUUGCUAAUAAUUAAAAGCAGAACAAAACAACGAAUUGGAGAUUUUGAUCCGCUGAUUUACAGUAUGUACCUGUACCGUACACAUCUUGGUCUUGCCUUAUAAGAAAAAAGAAUAGUACAAUUUCUGUCUUAAACUACAGUGACAUUGGCAAUAUGUAUUUUUACAUAAUUGUACUUGUCAGCACUUUUAGGACCCUUUGUGUUUUUUUAAGGUUCAUACAAAUGAUCAAGGUUUUUCAUCAGAUUACAUCUCAUUAAAGUAGACAACGCAUUCAGAUGGGUAGUAUUGUAAUACUAACAUAACUGAGACAGGAGUUUUCCCCCCUUUCAGAGAAGACAUCUGGGAAAGUUGUUACACUGGUUAACCUCAACUGUGUAUUUGGUACUAAUUACAAAAUGAUUGCAAAUUAACUGCACUCGCCUUUUUGCAGGUCCCUAUACAAGACUGGGUCUUGACAUGCUUGGUAGUGAACAGAUUUAAUGUGAAGUCAUUAGGUUUUUCAAACUUUCGAAAUCCAUUUUUCAUUUGAAUUCCAAAACUUAAAAAAAAUUCCAAGAUUUUUUUUUAAUGAACUAUAAAUCCUAAAACUACUUUAAAAAACUGGAUGUAGAUCUUUACUAUUUUUAUAUAUGUAGCUUGGCAAGGAAAGAAAUGUACAUAUGCCACUUUUUAUGAUUUUGAUUUUUCCAGCCUCCUGCUUGCAUUUAUUAUUCAUUUUCAAAGCACAUAUUUUUUUCUUUUACCAUGAAGAAAGAAAAAGGCUGUACCUGGUACUGUAUAUGUCCAUUUGUGAAAAGUACAUUUUUAGGCUAAGAUCUGUAAACAUGUGUAUAUACGUCAUAAAUGCCUUUGUAGAUAUGGACAGUAAGUGAGCUGAGGAACCUGUUGCACUGUUAAAUGGAUUUAAUUUAUUUAUUUAACUGUCCAAAUACAGUAGUGGCUGUGAUGUACAUGUUCAUUUUUAACAUGUAGGACUUAAUUACAUUGACAGGAACUGUGUUCCAAACUUUUUUCUUUGCUGCACAAUGUUAAAAAAGUAAAAUUGUUCUGGCUGGGAUAAGUUAAACUUCUUUCUAUAUUUCAAUUACUGUUGUGAGACAGCACAGCACUGAUGUUUUUAAUGAUGUAUUACGUUGGUAAAAUUUGCUUCCACCACUAUCACCUGGAGUUUAGUUUCCACAGCUCCAUUUGGCAUGACAACCAACCCAUUGUUUUUCAGCUUUUCAUUUUCUGAUUAUAGGCUGUGUGCACAAUUCACCCAAGUCCCUCCACGGUUAGUAUUUCAGAUAGACUUAUUUUUAAGGAUUACAGGUCUUUAAAGUUGCUAUUUAAAGAAUGUACAUUUGACAUAUAUGUAAUAAUAAAAAUUUAAAAAUAAACUUCUGAACAAUAAGACAAGUAUGUUGGCAAUUUUUUGAAUAACGGAAUAACGUAAUGAAACUAUUAACAAACAUAAACAGCCUGAACACUGACAAAUGGUCAGCUGUCAGAGCUUCUAUUAGCUAAAAUUAUGGUUUUCUAGACGUGAAUUACAUGAUUAUAAUGGUUUUCAAAUGUUUUUAAUGAAUUACUAAAUUCCACAUAAAACAAUAUACUGUAAGACUAACUGAUGAAUAUAUUUGUUUUGAUGAAUUAGGAUCGUUAAAUCCUCUAAGUGCUCUAGGCUUAUCUGAGAAGCAUUAAAAGCAUGACAGUUGUUUGAUUUAAAUUA
Molecule: messenger RNA, 4769 nt
Organism: Lepisosteus oculatus (spotted gar)
Lineage: Eukaryota; Metazoa; Chordata; Actinopteri; Semionotiformes; Lepisosteidae
Source: RefSeq, a predicted model, not a curated record